Molecule: messenger RNA, 3879 nt
Organism: Rotaria sp. Silwood1
Lineage: Eukaryota; Metazoa; Rotifera; Eurotatoria; Philodinida; Philodinidae
Source: the annotation of a GenBank genome assembly
AUGAAAAGAACACAAAUUGAUAAUAAUGAUACAAUGUCAAAACGUCUAAAAACGACCAAUUCAACCAUAAAUACUAAUGAUCAUUUUGAUAAGUUUAUUAAUAAAUUUCGAUCAUCGAUUGAUGCAAACAGUGCAGAUUCUCGACCAUUUGAUAUUUUCAAAGAAUAUUUAAAAGAAUGUCUAGACGAAACUGAUGAUGCUACAAUCCUUCCAACAUUUAUCAAAAAGACUAUUCAAAUUGUUGUUACAUCAUCAGUAUCUACUGUUCAUCAUCUUGUAUUUACAAAGAUUGUUGGUCUUAUGAUUAUUUAUCUCGAUAAUAUAUCAUCGGAAGCAUUACUUGAUAUAACACAUGAAAUAGUCGAAAAACUAAUUGAAUCAUCCAUAAACGCCGAUAUUAUGAUUGAACUUUUACGAAGUAUUUAUUUACAAUUAGUUAAACGCGAUGAAACUCAAUUAGGUUCAUCAUUAGCAGCAUCUAUGUGUCAAACUAUUGUUCAAGAAUUAGGAAAUACAACGUGGACAGAAGACAAUUAUUCUAGUCUUAUAGCUGUGAUAAAAACACUUCCAUUUGCUGAUAAUGAAAAACGUACAUUCAUUGAUAUAAUGUUUGCAAUAGAUUUUGAAUCAUCAAUUGAUCAAUUGCCAAUAUUUGUUCUAAAUAUUCUUCAAUUAUGUAUUGAUAAUCGUUUAGAAAAUGAAAUAACAAGUUGUAGUACAUAUAUUUUCGAUCGUUUAAUACAAUAUUUUAUUAAUCUUGAUUCAAAAUCAAAUGAUAAUAAACAAUAUACAUCAAAUAUUCGUCUUUGUAUUGUUCACAUUCUAAAUACUAUUGAAUUAUCAUCUGAUCUGGGUAUUACAUUAUUACGAACAUUUAAAAAAAUUCAAAGUAAUGAUGUAUCAAAGAUAUUUUCUCCAUUUUGUCUGGCAUUUAUAUUUGCCUUGCCAAAAGAUCGAACAAUCAAAGGAAAAUUUAUAAAACAACUUAAAAUGUCAUUUGACCUUGUUUGUCAAACAUUUGAAAAAAAUAAUGAAGCCUUUUGGCUUAUACUAUUUACAAAAAUAAAUUAUAAUGAUUUUUAUCGAGAUUAUUUAUUACAACUUGCAAAAAAAGAUUUAUUUGGUGGUGAUUUAAUUCUUUCGGGUUUAAUUGAUUUUUGUUUUCAAUUACUUGAUGAAUAUAGUCAAUCACAAACGUUAACUAAUGAAUCAUCAUUUUCAGUUAUUGAAUUAUUAAAAACAUUGGCUUCAAAAUGGCUUUCAGACAUUUUACAUAAAUCUAUUCAAGAAGAUAUUAUACAUCGUUUAUUUGAUCGAAUUCUUGAAGCUAAAACAAAUGAUCGUACUGUGAAACAUUUUGUUGAACAAUUAUAUGAUGUGAUGAAAACGAAUAGUCAUCGAUUUGUAAAAUGGCCCGAACAAUUAAAAGAUCGACUUGAUCAAAUUUUAUUAAUGCGUUAUGAUUUAGCACAUGAUGUAAUUGAUGCAUUUAAACCAAUUAUUAAAUUAAGUGGUAAUACACCGUUUCGUGAAACAUAUUUUCAAUUACUUCGUAAAGCUAUGUAUCGACCUCGUCUUGAUUGUCGUCGAAUGGCUGUUGAUGGCUAUUUGAUUUUAUUAAAACAUGCGAAAUGGUUAAUACGACCACCAGCUGCUCAAGCUAGUCAAAUGACAAUGUUUUCUUUAGUAGAACGUGGUGCAACACAAAUGAAUACAAUUAAUUCAACACAACGUUCAACUGAAGGACAAUGUAUUGAAUUAUUAAUGCAAUUAAGACGAAGUCUUACUCAACAAUAUGAUGUUCGAUUAACUGUUUAUGAAGGUUUAUUACCUGUUCUUCGUAAAAGUCCAAUUUUAAUGGCACCUAUUCUUGAUAUGCUCAUCUCUCAGAUUGCCUUAUACUACGAACCAAUCGACGAUAAAUGUACAUUAAAUUUAUCUUCUUGUUUAAUUGAACGUGAUGAUAAAGUACAAGCUGUUGAACCAUUUGCACAUUUACUUCAUUGUUUAUGUCUGUGUUUACAUCGUGCUGAUUGUCUAUUAAAAACAAAUUCGAGAAUUUUCGAUGAAGAUCCUGAUGUAUCAAUUUAUUUGAAAAAAGCAACCGAUAUAUUUAAACGAUUAAUUAUUUUAUUUGAUAAUGAUGAAUUUACUGAUUCAGUUGGUGUUAAAGGUUUACCUGAUGAUAAAACUAGUCCACAAAUGUAUACACUUUGUAUUGAUAUAUGUAAUGUUCUUAUUGAAUAUAAAUUUAUGCGAAUAAAAGAUUCAGAAUCAACUGCAAGUAUUUUAAAAUCUAUUGAUCAAGAAUCUCGUCUUUAUGAUAAAAUGUCUAAAGCAAAAUUACGUUUACCAACAACAGGAAAACUUAUAUCAUUCACAUGUUUAAAAAGAUUUUUACAUUCAAUUUUAUGGUCAAAAAUGUUUAAUGCUGAUUUAGAUACAUCAAAUCAUAAUAUUGAUAUUGAUUUACUUAUUGAUGAUAUAAAUUAUCGUACAUAUGUUAUGCGAUGCUGUUUAUCAAAAUUACGUGCUAUUACAUCACAUAGUAUUAAAUAUUAUUUUGAUGCUGAAAAUAUGCGACAAGAAAAAUUACAAAUGAUGUUAAUUGAUCUUCAUACAAUUUUAUAUCAAGCUGUAACAAAAGAUAUUAAUAUUAUAUUGACAGAACAAAUUUUACAAUUAAUCGUAGAAGUAUGGAAAAUUAUUGUAAAUAAUUUUCGUGGUGCAGCAACUUUAAUGAUUGAUAGUGCAAUGAAAGCAUUAUCUGGUGAUUCUGAUGCAAUUGAUUCAAAUAUAAGUUAUAGUCAAACUGAUCCUCAAACAGCUCGAUUUGCUGAAAGUUUUAAAGCUAUUUAUAAAAGAAUUGAAGGUGAAUAUAAUCGUGUAAUAGAAACAGCAGCUGUUGAUGGAUCAACAGCAAAAGCAUCGGGUUGUUUAAAAGCAUUAAUUUAUGUUGCUGAUAUUCUUGAAUUAGCAUUAAAAGAUGGAGAACAUAUUGAUCGAAAUGAAUAUCAAUCAUUUGCUGAAUGGGCUAGUUCAACUUGUAUGCAAGGAAAAUACGAGGAUCAUCAAUUAAGUAAAGCAUUAGUUCGUCUUCUUAUUAAACUUUCAUCAAAAAUCAGUAAUCAUGCACCACUUCUUCGUAAAAUUGCUAUGGAUAUUCAUGGUCAAUGUGAAGAUGUUUCCGAAGAUACUAAAUUUGUUCAUCAACCAUAUUUUGCUAUAAUCAACGAAAAAACUCAUAUGGUUAUAUUAAAUAAUAUUGUUCUUGUUGAUUUAGAAAGAAUGAUAAAUAGUCUUGAAUGGAUAAUUCAAACUCAAAUAUUAUCACAUGAUCAAAUAACACAUUUUUGUGGACAAUUAUCAUAUUCAUUAACAACAUUUGGACAAAUUUUACAAUGUCGAUUAAAAAAUAAAAUGACAAUUAUUAAUAUAGUUAAAUUAUUAACUAAAUUAUAUACUAUUCUUGAUGAAUUUACUCGUCAGAUGAUUAAAAAUAAAAUACCAAUUCGUGAUGAAUUUGAAAAACUUGCAUCAAUAUCUGGUUCACAAUUACAACAGCCUUGUUAUGGAUUUUUAACUUAUACAAUGAGUUUGGAAUUAGAUGAUGAAGAAGAUACAAAAAAAAGUGUACUUAAAGAUACAUUAGUACCAAAAUUAGUCUAUGAAAUGGAACAAUAUGAACGAUCAUUACUUGAAUUAGGCAAACAACAAGAUAAACGUUUAUUAGAAACAUUUAAAAUGUCAGCUGUACGAGAUUUUCGAUUUAAUUUGGAUAGUAUAUCAGAUGAACAAAGAACAUUACGAACAAGUCAUCAAGAAAAUCAAGCUGAAGAAGAAGAAGAAGAGCAAGUUGAUGAAGAAGACAAUGAAUAA